Benincasa hispida (wax gourd) is the source of this 1356-nucleotide messenger RNA. RefSeq names its product glyoxylate/hydroxypyruvate reductase HPR3-like. Gene Ontology annotation, molecular function: glyoxylate reductase (NADPH) activity; hydroxypyruvate reductase [NAD(P)H] activity; NAD binding. NCBI's taxonomy places the organism in Eukaryota, Viridiplantae, Streptophyta, Magnoliopsida, Cucurbitales, Cucurbitaceae. Gene Ontology annotation, cellular component: cytosol. The record is from RefSeq and is a predicted model, not a curated record.
UGGAACAAAGUUUUGGAACGUGAGAGGAGAAAAGAACAAAACUAGGGAGAGGGCAGCACUGUGACAAAGAAGUAGAAUGGCAACCGAAGACCAGGCCAAGGAUGAGCUUCCGCAAGUGCUGGUUCUAGGUCCCCCUUUGAUAUUUCCAUAUCUAGAAUCCCAAUUCACAAACAGAUUCCAUUUCCUAAAACCAUGGCUUUCCAACCUCUCUCUAACUCAAUUCCUCACCUCUUAUACCCAAUCCACUCAAGCCUUGCUUAUCCGAGGCGGUGGCACUGCUCAACUCACCACCGCCAUUCUCGACUGCCUCCCCUCGCUCAAGCUCGUCGUCACUAGCAGCGUUGGUGUCGAUCACUUGUACUUGCCGGAAUUACACCGCCGUGGGGUGGCUAUUGCCCAUGCAAGAAACGUGUUCUCCGAAGAUGCCGCCGAUAUGGCGGUUGGAUUACUGAUCGACGUUCUUAGGAAAGUGUCGGCGGGAGAUCGGUUCGUGAGGCAAGGGCUUUGGCUUACGAAAGGCCAUUUUCCUUCCGGAUUAAAGCUGAGCGGCAAGCGAAUUGGGAUCGUUGGAUUGGGGAAAAUAGGCUCUGAAGUUGCCAAGAGGCUGGAAGGAUUUGGCUGCAAAAUCUCAUAUAACUCAAGGAUCAAAAAGUCAAAGGCACCAUAUUCCUACUAUUCCAACGUAUAUGAACUUGCAGCCAACUGUGAAGUACUCAUAAUUUGUUGUGCUUUGACUGAAGAAACCUACCAUAUAAUUAACAAGGAGGUGAUGGUUGCAUUAGGAAAAGAUGGAGUGAUAGUGAAUAUCGGUCGUGGUGCGAUCAUCGACGAAAAGGAGAUGAUCCGCCGUUUGAUUCAAGGGGAGAUUGGUGGAGCUGGACUGGAUGUGUUUGAGAAUGAACCUGUAAUAGCUGAAGAGUUUUUAAAUCUGGAUAAUGUUGUAUUGUCACCACAUGCUGCUGCUAUGACAUAUGAAUCUUCAAUGGAAGUGUGUAGGUUGGUGGUAGAUAACUUGGAGGCAUUCUUCUCAAACAAACCUCUUGUGUCUCCCUUUGUGGAUUAGUUGGUUCAGAAAGGGGGGGAAGUUUCUACAGAUUCUAUCUCAAUUUGGGUGAAAAUAAAGCUCUUUAAAUGCGGAAUCGUGCUGCUGGGGUUAUCAUUUCCAGCAAGGAGCAUUUCUUCAAAAGCACUUUGGGGAACUACUUGUUAGAUAUUUUUUGUGUAGCGAAAGAAACAAUUAUAUAGAUUAAAUCCAUGGUUAGAAACUUCAAAUUGAAUCGAAACCAUAAAACUAGAUUAUGUUUCAUGUAUAAAUUUAACAUAUAUGAAAGUUAAAUUUGUAAUUUUUUUCGAUUU